UUCUAAAAAUAUUGACAUAAUACGAAUGGUUGUAAUCAUGUAUUCUUAUAUUGAGAUUUUUUUAGCAUAUAAUAAGUUUACUAUAUUUUCUCAUUAAAAUGGUUGCAUGUCAAAUAUUUUAUUUUUUUGUAUUUUGGUUAAAUUAUUCUACAGCGUUAGAAUACAUUGAGUUAAAUUGUAACUUUACUAAGUAUAUUUUGAAUUAUUUUAAACAUAAUGAAAAGUACUUGUUAAAAUUAGAAGAAGACAAAACAAAUAUUUCAAUAAAUGAUUUAAAAAUGUAUGGAAAAUCUAUACAAUCUCACGGCGAAAUUGUGAUUGCUAUGUUAGAAGCUCUAAGAUCCGAAGAUAAAGUAAAUUAUCCAUUCGAAUUAAUGGAUGUAAAUUUAUACUUGAAUAACGUUUCAGGAUCUGUAGAGAUGAGCUAUAUAAAUAAAAGUGGUAAAUUUGAUCAAUUAAAUGGAAAAUUAAAUUUACUAGAAGGGUUUUUGAUGAUUCAUAAAGCAAUGGUAAAACGAAUUGAAAAUUUUAUGAAUACUAUUUGUUCUUAUGUAUCUUUUGAUGAAGUAUUUACGAAUUGUCCAGAUUUUAAUGAAAAGAAAGAUUAUAGAAUUCAAUUUCUCCCUGGAGUUGUAGAAAAACUAAAAAAUAGAUUAACUAAUAAUGACUUGAGACUCAAAGAUGAAAGAUUAAUAUUAAAUAAUAGUGAAAUAUUUAAAUUAUUUGAAUUAGCAUUGGAAAAUGAUUCUCGCUGGGAUUUUCAUCCGAAAAAUUUGUUAUACUACGAUUUAAUGAUGGGACAGCAAAAAUUUGAUGAACGAAAUCUCAUGUCAGGUGUACAAUAUAGAAAAUUACCAGAAGUAAAAGAUCAUAGAGCCGUUAACGUAAUGGACUAUUUUAAAUUUGCACCACUUCAAUAUCAGUGUCCUGAUGGGUCUUUUUUGACACUUUUUGACGUAUUUCGUUACAUGAAAUACAAUUUCGAUUCGAAACAGUUACAAGGAUUUCAAGAACUAGUGCUAGCGUCAACUAUUCGGCCAGUUUUAUUACUAGUCCGUAUGUAUGCUUUAUUUUUAAGGAAGUUUAAUCUUUUUUUCAAAUCUAAUAAGAAUAAAACAAAUAGAAAAAAUCUAAAUGAAAUCCGAGACAACAUGUCAAAUAUUGGUGCUAUAAUAAUUACACAAAUUGAAGAUUUUAACAAUCUAAAUCUAUUUAAAAUAAUACCGAAAACCUAUUUAGAUAAUCUUUGUAGAGCUAUGCGUAAUAUUUUCAAGAGAAAACAUUCUCAGCCAUAUGUUGUCAUGGUAGAUAACAUUAUGAAAUAUACAAAAGACUUUUUUGAUAAAAAUAAAUUAAAUAAAUAUAUAGGUAUUAUAGUAGAUAUAAAUAUUACUGAUGACAAUGUUGAUAAAUUCUAUAACGAGUUCGCCCAACUUGUUAAUGUAAAGUCAACAUACUUAACUGAAUUGGAGAAAUACAAGGCGUCGUUUAAUACAGUAAAUAAAACACGAAAUAUAAAUGACUUUUUCUUUAAACAAAUCAGUAACGAGUUAUUCAAAUCCAAGUCAGAUAUAUUAAAUCGCUUAUGCAGCCAAAAUAUAUACACUGAAAUAUAUAAUAUGGAGAGUUCUGAAUCUAUCGAUGAUAAAAAAACAAACAUUAAUUAUCUGAAUGCUGAAGAUUCGUCAAAACUUUAUUUUCCACUGCCAAAAUAUAUGGGUGACUACAUACUUUUUAUUUAAUAUUCAUAUGUAAAUUUUGUUGCAAUGUUGUUGUAAUUUUGUUUAUAUUAUUUUUAUUAACCAAUUAUGCGUAUGUAUGAAAAUUAAUGUUAUUAUAAAGUUAAAUGUCAAUGUUAACGCAAAGAAAUCAAAUUAUCUACAUUUUUAGAGUUAUAAAUAAAAUUUUUAAUUAUGGGCAACUUGAUUUAUUUAGUAU
Daktulosphaira vitifoliae (grape phylloxera) is the source of this 1938-nucleotide messenger RNA. RefSeq lists its product as uncharacterized. The transcript is spliced from 3 exons. Bases 99 to 1742 code for a protein of 547 amino acids. Lineage: Eukaryota; Metazoa; Arthropoda; Insecta; Hemiptera; Phylloxeridae. The record is from RefSeq and is a predicted model, not a curated record.